This is a messenger RNA of Trachemys scripta elegans, 1077 nucleotides long. Its product is annotated as acrosin-like. Gene Ontology annotation, molecular function: serine-type endopeptidase activity. Gene Ontology annotation, biological process: acrosome reaction; proteolysis. The record is from RefSeq and is a predicted model, not a curated record. Lineage: Eukaryota; Metazoa; Chordata; Testudines; Emydidae.
AUGAUGUCACGAGUGGUGAGGCAAGUCUCCGUAGAUGCAGGCAUCUGGCUCCGGUGGAAGAUGCUGCUGCUCUCCCUCCUCCUGUUCCACACCCUGGUCUGGCCCACGCACAGCAUGAAUGGCAGCUGUGAUGCAGUUUGUGGGCGCCGCCCCCUGAUGUCUGGCUACGGCGGGAUGCGGAUCGUGGGUGGCGUAGAUGCUCUGCCCGGGGCCUGGCCCUGGCUCGUCAGCAUCCAGAUCCCCACCCGAAUGGGCCCCCGGCAUUCAUGUGGUGGGUCCCUCAUCAGCACUCGCUGGGUCCUCACAGCAGCUCACUGCUUCAAAGCCAAGAGAAGGCUGCUCCCGCAGUGGCGUGUUGUGAUCGGUGCAUCCCAGCUCUCCCAGCGUGGCCCUGAGGCCCAGGUGCGCUCCAUCAAACAGGUGGUUCAGCACGAGCACUACGAGCCGCGCACGGAGAGUAAUGACGUCGCUCUGCUGGAGCUCGACCAGCCCAUCGCGUGCAAUGACUAUGCACAGCCCGCCUGCCUGCCCGAUGCCAUGGUGGAGGUGUCGAACCUGUCCCACUGCUACAUCAGCGGCUGGGGAGUCACGCAGGAGACAUCCCAGGAAACAGCUGACAUCCUGCAGGAAGCCAAGGUGCAUCUCCUUGAUAUCACGACCUGUAACAGCAGCCGCUGGUACAACGGGGCCAUCGCCAGCAACAACCUGUGUGCAGGGUACGAGCAAGGAGGCAUCGACAGCUGCCAGGUACGCAGGCCGGAGCCCUCUCACUGCAGAGUCCUCCCCAUCUCCACUCAAAUGGCGACAGUGGUGGCCCCCUCAUGUGCACAGAGGAAAGGUCAAAGCGCUUCUGGGUUAUUGGAGUCACCAGCUGGGGACUGGGCUGCGCCAAGGCACAGAGGCCAGGGGUCUACAGCUCCACUCAGCACUUUCAUGACUGGAUCUUGGGGAAAGUCAGGCCUAGGCUCAGGCUCAGGCCCGGGCCCAGGCACAGAACAAGGACAGGCCUCUGCCUGUCAGUCCAGAGCAGUCUGUCUGACUUCUUCAGGAAGCUGAACGAGUUCCUACAGGACCUGA